Colletes gigas is the source of this 1912-nucleotide messenger RNA. RefSeq names its product T-complex protein 1 subunit eta (gene CCT7). The record is from RefSeq and is a predicted model, not a curated record. Gene Ontology annotation, molecular function: ATP-dependent protein folding chaperone; ATP binding; ATP hydrolysis activity. Gene Ontology annotation, biological process: protein folding. NCBI's taxonomy places the organism in Eukaryota, Metazoa, Arthropoda, Insecta, Hymenoptera, Colletidae. Bases 137 to 1756 code for a protein of 539 amino acids. The transcript is spliced from 6 exons. Gene Ontology annotation, cellular component: chaperonin-containing T-complex.
CGCUUGUGCCUUAAUAUCCUCCUGAUUCUAACAGAAUCGUCUCGAAUGCUAUAUAUUUACAGGUUAGCGAAAUAAGUACGCUCGUGCACAGUAGUGAAAUUAAGAAAAGCCGGCUAAUCGUAAAUAAGUUAUAAAAAUGCAACCUCAAAUAAUUUUACUCAAAGAGGGCACCUGUGCCACUCAAGGGAAACAACAACUGAUAUCGAAUAUAAAUGCGUGUCAAAUGGUGGUGGAUGCGGUGAGGACCACGCUAGGUCCUCGGGGAAUGGACAAACUGAUCGUAGACCAAAAUGGAAAGGCCACAAUCUCAAAUGAUGGAGCGACCAUUUUAAAAAUCUUGGAAAUUGUUCAUCCAGCGGCUAGAACUUUGGUAGAUAUUGCCAAGUCCCAAGAUGCAGAGGUUGGUGAUGGUACCACGAGCGUAGUUUUACUGGCUGGAGAGUUUUUAAUGCAAAUGAAGCCAUUCAUCGAAGAGGGCGUACAUCCACGAAUCAUGAUCAAAGCUCUUCGUCUCGCGCUGAAAGUAGCAGUCGAUAGAAUAAACGCGUCCAGCUUAAAGAUCGACAAAAACUGCAAAACAGAAGUUAUGGAACUUCUACAGGCGUGUGCGGCAACAUCUAUGAGCUCGAAGUUGAUUCAUCAACAAAAAAAGUUCUUUAGCUCUUUGGUCGUGAGAGCCAUUUUGAUGCUUGACGAUAUGUUGCCCCUUAACAUGAUCAGUAUUAAAAAGGUGGCCGGCGGAGCGUUGGAAAAUUCAGAAUUGGUCGAAGGAGUGGCGUUUAAGAAGACCUUCUCUUACGCUGGAUUCGAGAUGCAACCGAAAAUAUAUCAGAAUUGUUACAUCGCUUUGUUAAACAUAGAGUUGGAGCUUAAAGCGGAAAGGGACAAUGCGGAAAUACGCGUGGACAAUGUUGCCGAAUAUCAGAAGGUAGUCGACGCCGAGUGGAAAAUUUUGUACGAUAAGCUCGAAAAGAUUUACAACAGCGGAGCGCAAGUUUUAUUGUCGAAGUUACCCAUUGGCGACGUUGCCACGCAAUAUUUUGCGGAUCGAGACAUGUUCUGCGCGGGCAGAGUUCCCGAGGAGGAUUUGAAACGAACGUUGAAAGCUUGCGGCGGUUGUAUUUUGACCACCGUGCACGAUAUUAAAGAGUCCGAUCUCGGCAUGUGCGAGAUGUUCGAGGAAAAGCAAAUUGGUGGAGAAAGAUUUAACUUCUUUUAUAACGGAUCGCACGCCAAAACGUGCACAUUCAUAUUGCGCGGAGGAGCUGAUCAGUUUUUGGAAGAAACCGAAAGAUCUUUGCACGAUGCCAUCAUGGUUGUCAGGCGUAUGUUCAAAACCAAUGCCUGCGUGGCUGGCGGUGGGGCUAUCGAAAUGGAACUGUCUAAAACUUUACGUGAUUACUCUCGCGUUAUAGCUGGAAAGGAACAACUUUUAAUCGGAGCGAUAGCCCGUGCGCUGGAAGUUAUACCAAGACAAUUGUGCGAUAACGCUGGCUUCGACGCAACAAAUAUUUUAAACAAGUUGCGACAAAAACAGCACAAAGGUAUGCACACGUACGGUGUUGACAUUAACACUGAGGACAUCCACGAUAAUAUGGCAGCUUUCGUGUGGGAGCCAGCUGUUGUGAAAAUAAACGCACUGACUGCUGCAACCGAGGCAGCGUGUCUUAUAUUAUCUGUAGAUGAAACUAUAAAAAAUCCUAAGAGCUGUCAGCAUGAACCAAUGGCGGGUCGUGGUAUGGGAAGACCAAUGUAAAAAAAAGUUUUUAAAAUGAAUGAUAAGCUUAUAAACUAAAUAUUAAUAAUACACCAAAUGUAUUGCAACAAUCCGUUUAUACUGUUAUGAAUUAUUAUAUCUAAUACAACUUUUGCAUACUUAUUUUUCUUAUGUUAUAAUAUACGAUAAAAUAGA